UUCCUGUCAGCUCACACUGGACCCCAACACAGUGAAUCAACACCUUCUGUCUGAGGGGAACAGAGAGGUGACCCAUGGGAAUGAGAUCCAGUCAUAUCCUGAUCAUCCAGAGAGAUUUGACUACUGGUUCCAAGUGCUGUGCAGAGAGGGUCUGUCUGGACGCUGUUACUGAGAGACUGAGUGGAGUGGGGAUGGGGAGAUUUUUAUAGCGGUCUCAUAUAAAGAGAUUUGCAGGAAAAGAAGUGGUGAAGACUGUAUAAUGGGAUAUAAUACAAAUUAUUGGUGUUUGCGCUGCUCUCCCUCCAGUCACUCUUUCCUUCCCUUCAGAAACUCUUUCUCUCCCUCCAGUCACUCUUUCCUUCCCUUCAGAAACUCUUUCUCUUCCUCCAGUUACUCUUUCCUUCCCUUCAGAAACUCUUUCUCUUCCUCCAGUUGCUCUUUCUGGCACAAUAAUGAGAGCACAGGUUUUUUUUUAUUUAGUUAAUUUUUUACUUUUUGUACCCUGGCUUGAGUCCACCACCAAACCUCCUGCCAGAAAACAGGUACGACCAGACAGAUCACAUCUUUCUCUGUACAGUCCCAGCUCUGCUCAGCCUGGCCUCAGUUCAGCACCAUACCUCGUGCAGCUAUUGGUAUAAACAAGAAGUCACUCUCACUCCCUCUGUCACACAGUUUCAGAAAAACGAAACUUAACUCUGUCGCUGUCAGUAAAAUGAGCAGUAAAAUAGCAGAGGGCAGUAUCUAGGUGAGUCUGCUCAGAAUCAGGAAAUAUCUUCUGCUAAUUCUCACAUAGACUGAAAGGAACUACAGUACACUCUGAAAUAAAACUAUUUUGUCAAUUUGUGCAGGAAAAUGGCAGAGGUCAGUAUCUCAGUGGAUCAGGACCAGUUCAGCUGUACAAUUUGUCUGGAUCUACUGAAGGAUCCGGUGGCUAUUCAUUGUGGACACAGUUUCUGUAUGGGCUGUAUUAAGGGCUGCUGGGAUCAGGAUGAUCUUACUGGUGUCUACAGCUGUCCCCAGUGCAGACAGAUCUUCACCCCAAGACCUGAUUUAAGAAAAAACACCAUGCUGGCUGAAGUGGUGGAGAAACUGAAGAAGACAGGACUCCAAGCUGCUCCUCCUGCUCACUGUUACGCUGGACCUGGAGACGUGGCGUGUGAUGUCUGCACUGGGAGAAAGCACAAAGCUGUCAAGUCCUGUCUGGUGUGUCUGGCCUCUUACUGUGUAACUCACCUCCAGCCUCACUAUGAAUCUCCUGCCUUUAAGAAGCACAAACUGGUCGAAGCCACUGGAAACCUGCAGGAGAAGAUCUGCUCUCAUCAUGACAAACUGCUGGAGGUUUACUGUCGUACUGAUCAGCAGUGUAUCUGUUUUCUGUGUGUGAUGGAUCAACACAGAGGUCAUAAAAUAGUCUCCGCUACAGCAGAAAGGACUAAGAAACAGAUGCAGUUUGGAGUGACACAGUGUAAAUUCCAGCAGAGCAUCCAGGAGAGAGAGAAGGGGCUGCAGGAUCUGAGACAGGCUGUGCAGUCACUUAAGCACUCUGCACAGGCAGCAGUGAAGGACAGCGAGAGGAUCUUUACUGAGCUGAUCAGCUCCAUUGAGAGAAGGCGCUCUGAGGAGAAUGAGCUGAUCAGAGAUCAGGAGAAGGCUGAAGUGAGUCGGGCUGAAGGACUCCUGGAGCGACUGGAGCAGGAAAUUGCUGAGCUGAGGAGGAGAGAUGCUGAGCUGGAGCAGCUUUCACACACAGAGGAUCACAUCCAGUUCCUCCAGAACUGUCAGUCUCUCUCUGUCCCUCCUGGACCUGGAGACUUGCCCAGCAUCACUGGCAGUCCACACAUCUCUUUUGAGGCUGUGAGGAAAUCUGUCUCUGAACUGAAAGAGCGACUGGAGCACAUCAGCAACCUGAAACUGAUCAAAAUCUCCGAAUCAGUGAAAAAAGUCUAUAUUCUACAGCCCAGGACCAGAGAGGAUUUCUUACAGUAUUCCUGUCAGCUCACACUGGACCCCAACACAGUGAAUAAACACCUCCGUCUGUCUGAGGGGAACAGAGAGGUGACCCAUGUGAAUGAGAUCCAGUCAUAUCCUGAUCAUCCAGAGAGAUUUGACUACUGGUUCCAAGUGCUGUGCAGAGAGGGUCUGUCUGGACGCUGUUACUGGGAGGCUGAGUGGAGUGGGUAUGAGCUAGAAAUAGUAGUGUCAUAUAAAGAUAUCAGCAGGAAAGGGGAUGAUUAUGUCUGUAAUUCGGGAUGUAAUGAUAAGUCUUGGAGUUUGCGCUGCUCUCGCUCCAGUUACUCUUUCUGGCACAAUAAUAAGAGCACUGAAAUCCCUGUUCCCCCCUCCUCCAGAAUAGGAGUGUACCUGGAUCACAGGGCAGGAACUCUGUCCUUCUACAGCGUCUCUGACACAAUGACCCUCCUGCACAGAGUCCAGACCACAUUCACUCAGCCCCUCUAUCCUGGGUUUUGGGUUGAUGUUGGAUCUUCAGUAAAACUGUGUGAUCAAAGUGAAUAAAAUGUAAAAGAUGAAAUUUGAGGCUUUUAAACAUGUGAUAACGUAAGUCUUUAACCUGCAAAACAGCCAAGAUAGCAAGAUAUAAAUGCUGGCGUAGAAACUUAGAGGCUUAGGGUGAAAUCCUUCUUACUUCAAGAGCAAUCAGAGUGACCACUGAGCUCUAAUCAGUUAUUAUACAUACACUAUCAUAGUUCAGGUGUUUUCAUUUAUCAAACUUAGGGUUUUUAAUCUAUGUAUUUCUCAUUUUUAUUUCUCCUUUGUUUAAGAUCAUUUAUUUUCUCCUAUACAGUGAGUCAUAACAGCUUAUAUCAUAAACACAGAAAUCAUAUCAUGUAUUCUUUUUUUUUGGGAAAUAGGGUCAUGUGAUCAUCUUUGUAUUUGGCACAGAUGUUGGCACUUGAAUGAAUCUUUUAUUUUUUAUUUAUAUGCUGAAAACACCACAUUGUACACCUGCAAAACAUUAUUCUAAUUGAAAAGAACUGUAUGACGAUCGAUUGGGGUGCUGACAAUUUUUUUUAUUAUGUAAGGUUUUUUUGGAUUCAAUAAACUGUGCUAAUGCUUUAA
Molecule: messenger RNA, 3078 nt
Organism: Anguilla rostrata (American eel)
Lineage: Eukaryota; Metazoa; Chordata; Actinopteri; Anguilliformes; Anguillidae
Product: tripartite motif-containing protein 16-like
Exons: 7
Coding region: 853-2514 (553 amino acids)
Molecular function (GO): protein binding; zinc ion binding
Source: RefSeq, a predicted model, not a curated record